AGAGAGACAGACAGAGAGAGAGAGAGAGAGAGAGAGAGAGAGAGAGAGAGAGAGAGAGAGAGAGCGAGAGAGAGAGAGAGAGAGAGAGAGAGAGAGCGAGCGAGCGCGAUAAGCACAGGCAAGCAGCGUGUUCGGGUUUGCAGUGGAACCAGUGACAGUGGAGAAAUAUAAGACAUAGAGGGAUCUUGUCAACCCCGGGGGAUUACUUACACAAGAGAACCGGUGUCUGUGCUUCUAUUGGGAAAUCCGCGCUCUCUUUCUGGUGUAGAUUUGCAGCCAGCGUUACUGUCAAGUGACCUAGCAGCACUAUCACUGUCGCUGUCAGCUCGGGACAGCGCACUGAGUUCGACUGGAGAGCUCAGACACCUGCUCCACUGCCUGCCUGUCCACCCAGACAAACUGUUAACUGUUCAUUGUGGGACGCAGGACCUUUCUCCUGCAUGGGCGCCUGCUGAGUUUGGACUUGUCUGCAGUGUUUUAGUCUGCUGUCCAGUACCUUUUUCUCUGGAGAAGGAUGCUGCCGCUUUCCGCGCCCUACCAACUGUUGCUUUAUUAGUUUGUGUGAGUGUCUGUGCUCAGGAGGGCUGUGUUGCGUCCUUCACCUGUUUGUUUCAGCACUGUUUUCUUUUCUUAUUGAUGAAUGUGAAAGUGAAUGCGCCGCGCUUCCACCUGCUGUACUUAACACGAUCUGCCUGUGCGCUGUGUACAGGAAGCGGGGUUGGUUUUCGUGGGCGAUGCGCGACUUGUCAGUGACUCACCGCCUCUGUUGGUAUUGAGAGCCUCUGUUCCUUUUCAAAGUUUCGCGAAGCGCUGCUGGGGAUUUCAAGUUGAAGUGUUACUGCUGUUGAGAGCACACAGCCAGCAACAGACCGCGGAAGAAUACACCACAAAGUGUAACCAGGAUCCCCUGAGUGAUUUUCAGAUGUGGCUCCGUGUUCACGUGUAUCUCCUAUGAAUUGACUGGGUUAGAGAGAAGAGAGAGAGAGGUCUGCGAGGAGAGAACAAUAGACAAAGCUGAACUUGGAUGAUAUAUAUAUUUUAACUGAAGAGUAGCUAGUUGACACUGCCAGUGUCGGGCGCUUUUCUUCCUCUCCAUCAAGCGGAAUAUACAACAGUAAUGGUUUUCCUUUGGGACGCCAAAUACGAUGCUGCCCCUGGACGCAGGUUCACGCCGCCGUCCACCACUCUGAGCCCUGGGAAAAUAAGCGAAGGCUUGCCGCUGGGGGGGCAGGAGAACAGCGCUGCCCUGGUGGGGAAACUGCGCAUUACAGACCGGAGUAUGGUGGAGGUGCUGGCAGACCACCCCGGGGAGCUGGUCCGGACCGACAGCCCAAACUUCCUCUGCUCUGUCCUGCCAACACAUUGGAGGUGCAACAAGACCCUGCCCAUAGCUUUUAAGGUGGUUGGCCUGGGCGACGUUCCCGAUGGCACGCUGGUCACCGUGAUGGCAGGAAAUGAUGAGAAUUACUCGGCAGAGCUGCGCAAUGCCACGGCCGCCAUGAAGAACCAGGUGGCCCGGUUUAACGACCUGAGAUUUGUGGGGCGCAGCGGCAGAGGGAAAAGCUUCACACUGACCAUCACAGUGUUUACAAACCCGCCACAAGUGGCCACGUACCACAGAGCCAUAAAGAUCACUGUGGAUGGACCGCGGGAGCCAAGACAGAGGUUAACGCCGCUCCCCUCCUCCCUGUGCUUCCACACGGCAGGGCACCGUCAGAAGCUGGAGGAGCAGGGGAAGCCUGGCAGCCUGGCGUUCUCGGAGCGGCUGAGCGAGCUGGAGCAGCUGAGACGCACCGCCAUGAGGGUCAGUCCGCACCACAACCCCCGCCCAGCCCUCAACCACAGCACCCCCUUCACGGGACAGCCGCACAGCCAGAUACAGGAUUCCAGGCAGAUGCAGGUGUCCCCUUCAUGGUCCUAUGAGCAGUCGUACCCGUACCUGGGUCAGAUCUCCACCCCGUCCGUCCACCCGGCCACCCCCAUCUCCCCAGGCAGGGCCAGUGGCAUGGCCUCCCUGACUGAGCUCUCCAGCAGGCUCUCCGCUGCUCCAGACCUGACAGCCUUCAGCGACCCCCGGAUGGGUAUCGAGAGGCAGUUUCCCACCCUGCCGGACAGCCGCUUCUCGGACCCCCGCAUGCACUACCCGGGAGCCUUCACCUACACCCCUACUCCGGUCACCACUGGGAUUGGGAUCGGCAUGUCAGCCAUGAGCAGCGCUGCUCGCUACCACACCUACCUGCCUCCCCCCUACCCCGGAGCCUCCUCACAGGGGCAGACCGGUGCCUUCCAGACCAGCUCGCCCCCCUACCAUCUCUACUACAGCACUUCCGCUGGCUCCUACCAGUUCUCCAUGAUGUCCGGGGGGGAGCGCUCCCCGCCACGCAUCCUCCCGCCCUGCACCAACGCCUCCACCGGCUCGGCGCUGCUCCACCCCAACCUCCCCAGCCAGAACGAGGUGGUGGAGGCCGAGGGGAGCCACAGCAACUCCCCCACCAAUAUGGCUGAGGCAGUGUGGCGGCCUUAUUGAAUCUGAGCAACUCCUCCACCAACAUGGCCGAGGCGGUGUGGCAGCCUUAUUGAAUCUGAGCAACUCCUCCACCAACAUGGCCGAGGCGGUGUGGCAGCCUUAUUGAAUCUGAGCAACUCCUCCACCAACAUGGCCGAGGCGGUGUGGCAGCCUUAUUGAAUCUGAGCAACUCCUCCACCAACAUGGCCGAGGCGGUGUGGCAGCCUUAUUGAAUCUGAAAUGAAAAACAAAACAAAACAUCAAUAUUGGUGGCCACACUGAUUUUCUUUUUUUUAAUCAAAAUAUCUGUUGACUAUGCAAGAUAUUUGGGAAAAGUUGUGUUUUUUUAUUAUUAUUAUUAUUAUUUUUAUUAUUAUUAUUAUUAUUAGUAUUAUUAUUAUUAUUAUUGUUAUUAUUAUGGACCACUAAACAGGUGGUACUAAACGUAACUGGUUAAAAAUUGUGAAUGAUUUACAUUCAGAAACGCUGUGAAUAGAUUUUUUUUUUUUGCAUUUUCAUGGGGAUGUCAUGUUUAUUGGAAGCUCUCCUCCUCCUCCUCCUCCUCCUCCCCCCCGAUGGUUUCCCUGCUCCUCCUCAGGACCUGCUUGGCUUCACAAGGGCUGGACUGAGUCAAUUCCCAGGGAAAUAGUUCAGAAUCUGUUUUUUUUCAUGAAGAAAAACUUUCUGUAGCUUCUUGUUCUUUUUUUCUUAUGAACUUCUUUGAGCUCUGAUUGAACUUGGUUGGAAUAUAUAUAUAUAUAUUCUUGUGACAUCAGAGUUACACUGUAAUUUGUACCACACACACGCACACAUAGAGACAGACACACACACACAGAUAGUCACACAGACACACACACUCACGGACACACACACACACACACACACACACACACUCACAGACACACACACAGAGAUGUGUGUGAUGGUGAAGCCAAUGUGUUCAUUGCAGUGGAUAACAUGUGGCAUUACAAACUGUUUUUUAUUUUGUUUUGUUGUCAAUGAGAUUGUUCGAAGAGUACUCUUUGUAUUUCAUUGUUUAAAGCUUACUUUUUAAAAUGCAUGUGUUUUUCCAAAGUCGUUGUCUUCCUGUAGAGAGACUGAGAAAGGGGACUGGAGCAGCACUCACUCUGUAGAGAGACUCUGAGAAAGGGAUGUGGAGCAGCACUCACUCUGUAGAGAGACUCUGAGAAAGGGGAGUGGAGCAGCACUCAUUCACUCUGUAGAGAGACUCUGAGAAAGGGAUGUGGAGCAGCACUCACUCUGUAGAGAGACUCUGAGAAAGGGGAGUGGAGCAGCACUCACUCACUGUAGAGAGACUCUGAGAAAGGGAUGUGGAGCAGCACUCACUCUGUAGAGAGACUCUGAGAAAGGGGAGUGGAGCAGCACUCACUCACUCUGUAGAGAGACUCUGAGAAAGGGGAGUGGAGCAGCACUCAUUCACUCUGUGGAGAGACUCUGAGAAAGGGAAGUGGAGCAGCACUCACUCACUCUGUGGAGAGACUCUGAGAAAGGGGAGUGGAGCAGCACUCACUCACUCUGUAGAGAGACUCUGAGAAAGGGGAGUGGAGCAGCACUCACUCACUCUGUAGAGAGACUCUGAGAAAGGGGAGUGGAGCAGCACUCACUCACUCUGUAGAGAGACUCUGAGAAAGGGGAGUGGAGCAGCACUCACUCACUCUGUAGAGAGUGCAAUCAGAUCUCCAGCAGGGUUAGAGCGUUCAGUCUUGUCAUUUCAUUCUUUGUCAAACACAAAGCCUGGGUCGAUUGUAGCACUAUUGAAGAACAAUUCACAGAAGCAAUAUUGUAACAACAUGGGCACCCAACAGAAUUUAUUUUUAGUAUUGUUUUAGGUUUUUGUUUGGAGCUGUUGGGUGUCAAUGUAGCCAUCACUGUAUUCCUAACAGCCGGGUAUUUCAAAGAUUUGUAUCUGCCUAACUUGUGAUGAUGGAUUGAAUGUUAUUGAAUUUGUUUUGUUGUUGUUUUUUUGUUUUGUUUUUUUAAAUGAAGGCAGGGAUAUUGUAUAUUGCUGGUCAACACAAAUGAUCAUUUGAAAAGCAGGGCUUUAAAAAGGAACCUUGUAGAAAAUGUAAAUGACAAGCAGGUCAGGGAUGGGCUGCAGGCAGCAUCCGGCUGGGACUUUAUCACUGGUUUGAUGUCUUACUGAUCAGGACGUUUUGUUUGGUAACACUUUCAAAUAAUGGCCCUGAAACCCUUUGAAUCCAGCAUGAAUAUUUUAAGAAUACCAUUUGAAUGCUACUAUACAUUUCAUCAGCAAAACCAUAAUAAAUUCCAAAGAAAAGAAUAUACAUUAAAAAGCUGAUAUUCCAAAAGAAAUCAAACGGACAGGAAGAAUAUUUUGUAAAAUGUUACCCUUCUUCCACUUUGUUUCUGCUCCAGGACAAGAUGUACAGUAGAUUUUAUUUUCUUGUACAGCUUGGAAAUAGAAAAUCCUUUUGUUAGUAAUGACAGAGUUUAUUAUGGUUUAUUAUUCUCACAAACAUUUGACACAAAGUGAUGUGGUUUUAUAUUUUUAUACAGUUCCUGGUCAACAAUUUGGAUUAGUCCAAUAGGGAUGAGAUUCAAACUCUCAUCUACUCUGUAAAAAUCUGUUGUUUUCAGGCCAGACGUGGAUCUUAAGAGUUUAAAAUCGGUGCCAUGUGGCUUUUCGAAGACGUCUCUCUCGUCGUCCCUGGCAAGGGCCCACUGUGGAGCUGAGGACAGGCAGGAAUCCUAAACCGUAACAUGAAACCUCAGCUGGGUUAUCAGCGAGAUUAAGUUUAUAUUUAGUAAUUUAUUAUUUAUUUGAUUUAUUUGCAUUUUGAAUCCCUCUCUGACGCAAGCGAGAUGAAGCGAGUGUCACACCCUGACCACUCGUCACUACGCUGAACUCCUUGGCCUAGAUGGAAUCAGUUGUUUGUCUAAUGUUCUUAGAGUUUUGUGGCCGGUGGUACAUAACGCUUUCCUAUGAUGAUACACUGUAGCAUUUUGUGGGCAGUGGUACAGGGCAGGCCCCUAAUUUUGGAUAACUCUCAAUCGGUCACAACAGCCAUUUGAAGUCGGUUCAGCUACUCAGGUCAAGGAGGUGCUGACUGGAAUUAAAAGGCCCUGCAGUGCUCUAGUCAUAAAACAGUUACUUGUGUUUGGACCCACAAACCAUGUUUCCCAGCCCACAGGAGCCUGCAGGGUUGCAGUUUGUGCUCCUCGUCACAUCAUGCGUGUCUCCCAUUGUGGUAAAAGCUUCCAACAAGAGCAGAAGGAACUUUUUUGCUGAUAUUUUGUUUGAGGUUGAUGUGAUUUAUUUUGUUGACAUGUCUGUAAAUAGCUCCACAAUGUUAUUGACCCUUUUAUUACACAACACUUUGCUGUUUCACCUGGGAAACUAAUUGCCUAAUUUUGUUUUAUUUUUUAAAUAUACUUUUCUGUUUUGUUGCUGAAA
Messenger RNA from Acipenser ruthenus (sterlet), 5942 nucleotides. Its product is annotated as runt-related transcription factor 1-like. Gene Ontology annotation, molecular function: DNA-binding transcription factor activity, RNA polymerase II-specific; ATP binding; RNA polymerase II cis-regulatory region sequence-specific DNA binding. Gene Ontology annotation, biological process: regulation of transcription by RNA polymerase II; hemopoiesis; regulation of cell differentiation. The coding region runs from base 1118 to 2527 and encodes 469 amino acids. Lineage: Eukaryota; Metazoa; Chordata; Actinopteri; Acipenseriformes; Acipenseridae. The transcript is spliced from 7 exons. The record is from RefSeq and is a predicted model, not a curated record. Gene Ontology annotation, cellular component: nucleus.